UAUAGAUUCCAUAUGAAGAAAAUGAUUUUGAACUUGCAUUAGCAUUGUCAAAAUCGCUUCAAGAAGCAGAAGAAGUAGAUGCAAUUAAUGAAUGUGAAAUAUUACCCGAAGUAUCAGAUCCAUUUAUGACAGAUGUAACUGAAUCAGCUCAUCAAGAGAAAAAAAGAGCACAAUUGGAAAGAUUUGGAUUUGCAAAUAGCAAACCUCCAGUAGUGAAAGCUAAGAGGAGAAAAAAAAACGAGAUAACAGUACUUCAAACACGUACUACAGAAGAACGAAAUCGUAUUUUGACAGACAAAAUUUCAGAAAUUCUCAUGGGAAAUGAAUCAAUUACCCAAAAUCAGAAAGCAGAAAUUAAGAGCAAUGUAAUUAAGAAGGAAAUUCAUUUGCAAAGUCCUUUGCUACAGGAAAUUUAUAAUAAGGUAUAA
This is a messenger RNA of Ceratina calcarata, 428 nucleotides long. RefSeq lists its product as uncharacterized. The transcript is spliced from 2 exons. The record is from RefSeq and is a predicted model, not a curated record. The coding region runs from base 126 to 428 and encodes 100 amino acids. NCBI's taxonomy places the organism in Eukaryota, Metazoa, Arthropoda, Insecta, Hymenoptera, Apidae.